Molecule: messenger RNA, 2111 nt
Organism: Nanorana parkeri
Lineage: Eukaryota; Metazoa; Chordata; Amphibia; Anura; Dicroglossidae
Product: protein-glutamine gamma-glutamyltransferase E-like
Exons: 12
Biological process (GO): peptide cross-linking
Molecular function (GO): protein-glutamine gamma-glutamyltransferase activity
Source: RefSeq, a predicted model, not a curated record
GUCUACAGCUGACCAAAACUGACCUUCAGAGAAGCAAAAAUGUCAAAGCUCACAGGACUGUAAACUACAUCACCACUGAGUUGGUGCUCAGAAGGGGCCAGCAAUGUGACAUAGCUCUUACUUUCAGCAGACCAGUACAGUCUGCAGAUGUCCUAAAAAUUAUUGUUGAAACAGGUCCCUCUCCAUCAGUGCAGAAAAACACAAGGGCAGAAAUGGCAGUGUCCAGCUCUGCGAGUGGGAGAUCCUGGAGUGCGGUACGUGGACCAAGCAGUACCAACACCUUGAGCAUUGUCAUCAAUAUUCCAGUCACUGCAGUUAUUGGCAGAUAUAAAAUGAGUCUACAGAUUACGAGUGGAGGAAGACCAAAUGUCACCAGCCUGGGAGGCUUUAUUUUGCUGUUUAACCCAUGGGCAUCAGGUGAUGAAGUGUAUAUGAGAACCGAAGAAGAGAGAACAGAGUACGUUCUAAAUCAAACUGGACUCUACUGGUUUGGAAAUGUGGGCAGUUAUGGAUCUAGAAGAUGGGAUUACGGACAGCUUGAAAAGGACAUCUUGAACAUCACCCUGGCCUUGCUUGACAGGAGUCCAGAGUACAAGAAGGACCCAGCCACGCAUGUGUCUCGCAGAAAUGAUCCCAUUUACGUGGGAAGAAUACUAAGUGCUAUGGUAAACAGCAAUGAUGACAAUGGAGUCAUUGUUGGGAACUGGGGUGGAAACUACAGUGGUGGAUUGAGCCCUACAACAUGGAACGGAAGUGCCCCCAUUCUCCGCCAGUGGAUGCAAAAUGGACCGGUCAAAUUUGGGCAGUGUUGGGUGUAUGCAGGAGUACUUUGUACAGUUCUCAGAUGCUUGGGGAUACCAGCCAGGCUGAUUGUAAACUUCCAGUCUGCUCAUGACACAGAUGGAAAUCUCUUGGUUGAUAAUUUCUAUGACGAAAAUGGUAAAAAGAAUGAAGGCGAGAGCGCGGACAGCAUUUGGAACUUCCAUGCAUGGAAUGAAGCCUAUUUUACUAGAAAGGAUCUUGGGUCACUUUAUAAUGGAUGGCAAAUACUGGAUGCAACUCCACAGGAACGUAGCGGAGGUAUAUACCGAUUGGGACCGACCUCACAGAAGGCUGUGAAGGAAGGAGAUGUAGACAAACCCUACGAUACCGUAUUUGUGUUUGGUGAAGUGAAUUGUGACCAAGCACACUGGAUUAAGCAUACGGAUGGAAGAAAAACAUUGGCAUAUUCUGAGCCUGCUGGUGUGGGGCAGCUCACCAGUACCAAAGCAGUUGGUGCUUUUCAACGCAGGGAUAUAACCAAUGACUACAAAUACCCAGAAGGUUCUGAUAAAGAAAGAGAGAUCUUUGAAAAAGCAAAGCAAAUAGUCAAGCCGCCAGUUACAAUGGUGGGUUCUGCUACUGCAAGGGAAAUGUUUAGUGAUUCCUCUGCUCCCCCAAUACCGGAAUUUUCUGCCAGUUUUAAAAAAGCGGCCGAAACACAAGUUGGUGAUGAUCUGAAACUCAGCUUGACGUUCAAAAACUCUGUGGCUGAAUCCCAGAAGAUAAAGGUCAACAUGACAGCCAGCGCCAUAAUAUACAACAGUAAACCAGUCAAAGAUAUUCUUACUGAAUCCCAUUCUGUUACACUGGGACCGAACGAAGAGAAAAGCCUUGAGCUGACAAUAAAAUACAUACAGUAUAGACAGGCCAUAACGCCUGACAACAUGAUUCAAACUACAGCUGUGUGCGAGGGUGAGAAUGGAGCCACCCUGCUGGUACAAACCGUGACUACAUUGAAGAACCCGGCACUGCUGUUUCGGACUAUUGAAGACGUCAAAUUAAACAAAACUUCAAAAGUGGAUGUUAUAUUUACUAAUCCAAGUAAAGAAGAGGUCUGUAACAGUGUUUUGAUUGUAGAGGGGAGUGGCCUUUUGAGCGACCAACUGUUUAUUAAGUUACAAAUUCUGAAACCAAAUGAAAGAACUACAAUGGUGUUUGAUAUCACCCCAUACAGACAGGGUGAGGGAAGUCUCCUAGCAGAUUUCUCCUCCAAGAAGUUCCCAAAUGUUAAAGGCUUUCAAUCGGUUCCAGUGACUAAAUCAUAAAAAGCGAUACCUCCCGAGAGAAGA